Daucus carota subsp. sativus is the source of this 1025-nucleotide messenger RNA. Its product is annotated as methyl jasmonate esterase 1. The transcript is spliced from 3 exons. The record is from RefSeq and is a predicted model, not a curated record. The coding region runs from base 91 to 882 and encodes 263 amino acids. Gene Ontology annotation, biological process: jasmonic acid metabolic process; salicylic acid metabolic process. Lineage: Eukaryota; Viridiplantae; Streptophyta; Magnoliopsida; Apiales; Apiaceae. Gene Ontology annotation, molecular function: methyl jasmonate esterase activity; methyl salicylate esterase activity; methyl indole-3-acetate esterase activity.
ACUUAACCACCAGUCAACCAUCAGGCCAUCCAGUUGCAUAAUUUCCCAUUUAAUGUACCAGAGAAACAACCGUGAAUCAAGAAACACAAAAUGAGCGGAGAGACAAAGAAGCAUUUUGUGUUGGUUCACGGAGCUGGCCACGGUGCUUGGUGCUGGUACAAGGUGGCAACAUUGCUGAGAUCAGAUGGUCACAGAGUCAGCAUACUCGACUUGGCAGCUUCGGGAGUAAACCUAAAGCAGGUGCAAGAGGUCCACUCUUUUGCCGUCUACUUGGAACCAUUGAUGGACUUGAUGGCUACUCUUCCACAGGAGGAGAAGGUGGUUUUGGUCGGCCACAGCAUGGGAGGAGUUGGCUUGUCUCUUGCUAUGGAGAGGUUUCCUGAAAAGAUUGCUGUUGCUGUUUUUGCAACUGCUUAUAUGCUGAGUCCAGACCUCGAUCUCCUCACCAUUACUAAUGAGGUGGACAAGAAACGAGAGUCAUUCAUGGACAGCCAGAUAUCAUUUAAUAAAGGAUUGGACAGAGGACCAACCUCUAUGUUAUUUGGUCCCAAAAUGCUGGAAUCUAAACUUUAUCAGCUUAGCCCGCCUGAGGAUUUGACUCUUGCAACUAUGUUGGUGAGGCCAUACUGUCUAAAUCCUCACACUGAUGCGAAAUCUUUUGAAGAAAUCAGAGUGACCAGAGAAAGGUUUGGUUUGGUUCCUCGAGUUUUUGUUGUGGCUGACCAAGAUCUUUUACUACUCGAAGAGACCCAAAGGUGGAUGAUUGAAUUGAAUCAACCAGACGACGUGAAGGUGAUCAAAGGCUCAGAUCACAUGAUUAUGUUCUCCAAACCACAGGAGCUCUGCAAUUGCCUUGAGGAGAUCUCUCAGCGCUACUCCUAGAUAUUAAGGUUCUGGGCAAGCUCUAUCACUGCGUCUGAAGUUCUCUUUAUUGGUUCAUGUUCUGUUGCUUCAAUGCACAAUAAGCUGUACUUUUGAAGGCUUGUUUAUCUAUUACUGUAAUAAAAAGAGAGAUGAUUGUGUUA